AUGGAACAAGCUAUGGGGAAAUAUUUUUAUGAUUGGUUGAUUGAAGAGAAGUUAUUACAGACUAGUUCCCUCGAAGAUGACGUUUAUAUAUAUGCCAACAAUGUGGAAAGGUGUAUAGAAACUGCGGCAGCUUUCGUUGAAGGUGCAGGUUUCGGUGUAGACGUUUAUCACAAGAACAUCACAGACGAGGACCCGGUUUUUGAUGCAGUACUAAGAAAUGAUACCGAAGAGUUUAUAGAAGCAGUUACAAACGCCAUGGAGAAUAAAAUAAAUAGCUACAACUUGACAGAUGCUUUCUUAGAGCUAAACGAAAUUGUGGAUCUUGAAAAUUCGACUAUUUGCUCAUAUUACAGUAUUUGUGAUUUGAGUACGUUAGUAGAUGAGGUUAGUCUGGUUGUAAAUGAGCUGCCGUCUACCACUGGCGGUUUAGUCUUCGGAUAUCUUUUUAUGGAUUACUUUUUGAUGGAAUAUUAUGACGGGAAAACUUUAGACGAGGUAGCUUGGGGCGAAAUACGAACAACAGAGCAAUGGAAGAAAUUAAUUGCAGUAUCAGAAGAUUAUAAAGAUGUGACCUUCAGAACUAAGCCCUCCGACAGAGAUAUGUCUUCAACAUUACUUGAAUAUAUGACCGAUGUAUUUGAAAACGGUACAAGGAAAUUCUAUCUUCUAGUGGCGCACGAUGCCAAUAUAGGUGCGCUAUUGUCUUCCUUAAAUUUUAAAAACUACACUCUGAUUGGUCAGUUUGAGAAGGAGCCUAUUGGCGGGAAAGUGGUGUUUGAAAAAUGGUACGACGAAGUGAAUGAUAGAGAGCUUCUGCGAGUGCGCUACGUGUAUCAGUCCUCGAAGCAGAUCAGAGAUGGCGUUGAAGCCAGUUUACUGCACCCGCCGCUAGAGGCGCUGCUGCAAAUGGAAGAUUGUGCUGUUGAUGCUAACGGCAGCAGGCCCGAAAUAAAGGGGGAGUCACCAUUCACCACACCGCUGGGGGCUGGGAUACUCUUCGAGCCCCGCUCCGAGGCGGAGUACCGCAGGGGUCUCCCCUCCUUCACACCGAUUGAAGAUAUCAAGAAACUCCUGGAGAAGCUGGGCCACCCCAAAUACGCCAAACGGAUAGACGCAAGAGGGGGCUGGGGCUGCACGGGUGUGUAA
Molecule: messenger RNA, 1146 nt
Organism: Cydia fagiglandana
Lineage: Eukaryota; Metazoa; Arthropoda; Insecta; Lepidoptera; Tortricidae
Product: glucose-1-phosphatase-like
Exons: 2
Coding region: 1-1146 (381 amino acids)
Biological process (GO): dephosphorylation
Cellular component (GO): outer membrane-bounded periplasmic space
Molecular function (GO): sugar-phosphatase activity
Source: RefSeq, a predicted model, not a curated record